Trichoplusia ni (cabbage looper) is the source of this 2056-nucleotide messenger RNA. RefSeq lists its product as uncharacterized. Gene Ontology annotation, molecular function: protein heterodimerization activity. The record is from RefSeq and is a predicted model, not a curated record. Gene Ontology annotation, biological process: transcription initiation at RNA polymerase II promoter. The transcript has 9 exons. Bases 368 to 2020 code for a protein of 550 amino acids. NCBI's taxonomy places the organism in Eukaryota, Metazoa, Arthropoda, Insecta, Lepidoptera, Noctuidae.
AAAUUGCAGGGACAGUGGAUAUCAUAACCGCCUUUUAUUGUAAGAGAAAUCACAAACAAAAGUAAUUGAAAUCUCAAAACACCAAGGAUACACAAGGGCACAUCACUAUUUUUAAUUUCAAAUGUCAGAUAUGGCAACCAGAAAUCUAUACUCUAUGGCAUUAGUUAACUCAAACUGUCAAUUACGGGGAAAUAAUAUUAUACGCGCUUAGCCAUUCUUGUUACCGUUCUUUAUCAAUUUGUUUGACGAUUUGUUUACUUGACUGUAUGUUUUAUAAAAAUAGUGUAACAAUAAGUAUUAAGCCAAAAUCAUAAGUUAAUUAAUAGCCAAAUAUCAUGUUGUGAAUAUACCCGGUUGUUCGUUAUAAAUGAAAAUGUCUAACUCACUUUCGAGUAACAAAACUCAUACGAAAAAGACGAAUAGCAGCAGAGAACGUGAUAGAAAUAAGUCGGUAGCCUCGGAAUCUGGAGGCUCCAGCCAGUGCGACACACCGCCGCUCAACGAAAAGGAAGGGUGUUCAUCACAAGGCAAGUUUGCAGGCAUCAGCCCUGAAUCAGUGACAUGUAUGACCGAGCAGGCGGGCUAUGAGGUUAAUGCAGAGGCCAUCACUAAUCUUGCUGAAGAUGUCAGCUAUAAACUUAGGCAAACAAUUAGUACUCUUGCACUACACAGUGAGAUGAUGAAGAAGACAUGUGUGGAUAGUUGGGAUGUAAAUACAGUGCUGAUGCUUGCGGACACCAGCCCGGUUGUUGGUGCAUGUGUGACACAGUAUACCCCAUUUGGUGAAGAGAAACUCUGUGUUCCCCUUGACAAUUUAUUAAACGUAUCAGAGUUCGCGCUGACCCCGCAGACCUACGUAUACGGGUCCGUACCCACGAUGGCCGUCGAAUGGAUCACGGACGACAAAAAUCUCAAUAACAUUAGUAAUAUAAGUGUACACCUUCAUAAUUAUUAUACGAAAGUUGCAAGAGCGGUGCUAAGCCUUCGAAGAAAGCCAAAAGAAAUAGCGGUUGAGGAUCUAAUGACAAACACGCGCAUCGGACCUAUAUUCCCGAACCUGUUCAACUUGGCCGUGCUGGUGCUAAACGAGGAUAACCUCAACGCGCUCAAUGUUCCCGCCAAGAAGCCGCUACAGUCAAAUGUUCUAGAUAUGGUCGAUGCUCUCUGUUCGAAUCCCUGCAGUUUGGAUACUAAUAUACAACAACAGUUUCAAAGAUUAUUCCCGGUGAUGGUCUCAAACAUACUCGGCAAUGGAUCGCUCUCAGAUAAAAUGGUUACGAUUCUCACAAAAAUAACCCGAACGUGGCCAUCUUUUAUUACUAUAGGCAAAGGCAUCUUAUUCGACUACCUGGCGCAGGGCACUAAGGAGCGGCUGACGGCGCCCAUGAUCAAGUGUGUGACGGCGCUGGGCCGCGCCGCGCUCGUGGAGUGUCUCGCGGAACAUCUCGACCACCUCGACAACACCAUACACGGCCCGCGCAGGACGCAUCUGCACACCGACCUUAGGGAGACUAUACUGGAUGUCUCCACGUGCCUACUCAGAUCUGAACCCACGACCUUCCUAGAAGACUACGUGACCACCGACUACACGCUGUAUGAAAUGCUUGGCGAUUCGUUAAUGCCUAGACGGAUAAUAUUCCCUAUCGCAGAUAAAAUCACAAACGUAGAUACUGUCCCUGAAAAUACUUCGGACGACGACUUCUAUACACCAAACAGGCCUGUCAUGAGGAGGCCGAAACUCCGCCUAAUACCGACAACUCCCAAACUACGGAACGGCCAUCAUAGGGAGGCCGUCUUCGAACCCUGUAAAUUCCAAAGUGAUAAGUGCAUUCGAAUAAAAAUCAAAGGGUGCCGGACACAAGUGUCGAGACCCAAUACAGUGAGAACUUCAGUGCCAGUGUCAAACUUAGUGUCGGGCAGUCGCGGCGUCGUGGUCGCCGGCGGGCUGCUACAUAGAUUUAGGUAUAAAUUAAGCAAGUCUAGUGAUACAUUUCCAAUAUUUGGAGCUGUCAUGUUGUAAGCUUUACUCUAUUAUAUAUAAAUUAUUACUUUUUGA